AUGAACAGAAGGACUAAACAGAAUAUGGGCCACGACAAAUCUGCUGGUAGCAACACGUCUCAAGAAACAGUAGAAUCAGUAGAGCCAUCAGGUGCUCAAAUUCAAGAGCCUCAAAAUAUCAGGUUUGAUAGCAUAUUUGGAUACGAUGAUUCAAGCCACGGUAGCAUCAAUAGUGCAAAACAUGCGUCAUGGACAGCAUACAAAAACAGGCACGAUGAUAGUGGUCAACCCACAGCGACACAGCAGUCAAGUGGUCUAAACCAUAUCAUGGAACAGCAGUCAGUCAGUAUUGAAGAGAGUACAAACCCAGUACAAGAUCCUUUAAAAUAUAAAGUUACUACUUGGAAGUUUCCUGUACUAAAUUAUGCAGCAAUAG
This is a messenger RNA of Racocetra persica, 376 nucleotides long. The record is from the annotation of a GenBank genome assembly. Lineage: Eukaryota; Fungi; Glomeromycota; Glomeromycetes; Diversisporales; Gigasporaceae.